Molecule: messenger RNA, 524 nt
Organism: Penaeus monodon (black tiger shrimp)
Lineage: Eukaryota; Metazoa; Arthropoda; Malacostraca; Decapoda; Penaeidae
Product: U1 small nuclear ribonucleoprotein 70 kDa-like
Exons: 4
Coding region: 27-509 (160 amino acids)
Source: RefSeq, a predicted model, not a curated record
AGACCUGUACAAUGUUCCUCUAGGUUAUGCGCAACCGCAAAAUCCGCAUUGAUGUAGCGGAAGGUGGAGAGGGUGGUCAGAGAAGAGGUUUCUCAGACCGUGGACCUCGAGAUGAAGAUCGCAUGGAGCGCAGCGAAGGGGUCUCUGACUGGAGGGCAGCACCUAGAGAUGCCCCGUCGCGCGAUGGAGGAAGAGAUGACCGCAGUCCUGGCCGAGGAGGUUAUGACCGUGACCGGCGUGAUGAUCGUGGAUAUGGCGACCGUGACCGCGGUGGAUUUGGUGAUCGUGAUCGUGGUGGCUUUGGCGACCGUGAUCGUGGUUUUGGUGACCGCGACCGAGAUCGUGACCGCUAUGGAGAUAGAGACCGUGGUGGUGGUUUUGGGGAUAGAGACCGAGGGUUCAGGGACAGAUACGGAGACAGAGGGUUUGACAGGGACAGAGGCUAUGACAGGGAUAGAGGCUAUGAAAGAGAUAGAGGUAAGCAAUCCCUAAGUCUGGGUAAUGCAUAGCUAAAUUCCCUAUGC